AAAUCUUUCACGUCUCAGAUCGCAUGUGCUGUGAAUUUUAUAUUUUACAUUUUUCUUCUAGAUUUUUUGGUUAAUUCCUUUAAUUUAUUUGCUUCCCAAAUUGAGAACUCUUCAUUGAAAUGGCAGACGAUAGUAAUAUCAAAGAGAAGCAAAAACCCCAUAAGAAACGACUGGCAGGAGUGAAAGCCGAUAAGAAAAAGGCAAAAAAUAAACCGACAGAUAAGGGGAAAAAUGUGAAGGCAUUCGCUAUUACAAAAGCCCGUAGUGCGGAGAAACGUUUCCGCAGAAAAGAGGAUGUUUUAACAAAGAAGCAUCACAUUCCCUUGGUGGAUAAAACACCGGAAGAACCUCCGCCAGUUCUGAUAGCCGUGGUCGGUCCUCCCAAGGUCGGGAAGUCUACGCUGAUUAACAAUUUGAUCAAAAAUUUCACCCGGACGAACGUAACCAACAUCAAUGGGCCGAUCACGAUCAUUACCUCGAAGAAGCGGAGGAUCACAUUGAUCGAAUGCAACAAUGAUAUCAAUAGUAUGAUCGACAUUGCGAAAUGUGCCGAUUUGGUUCUGCUGAUGGUGGAUGCCAGUUUCGGGUUCGAGAUGGAGAUUUUCGAGUUUUUGAACAUCUGUCAAGUGCACGGGAUGCCGAAAAUUAUGGGCAUCUUGACUCAUUUGGAUACGAUAAAAACGGCAAAGGCCGUUAAGAUGCAGAAGAAAGUUCUGAAACAUCGGUUCUGGACGGAGGUAUACGACGGGGCAAAACUGUUCUAUUUAUCCGGUUUGAUCCAUGGAGAGUAUGUACGGAAUGAAAUCAAAAACCUAGGAAGGUUCAUAUCAGUGAUGAAAUUCCGUCCACUUUCAUGGAGAGGAGCUCACAGCUACAUCUUGGCCGAUCGCUUGGAGGAUAUAACGAAUUCCGAGCAAAUUCGGUUGAACCCAAAGUGCGACCGCGAUGUAGUCUUGUACGGCUACGUGCGAGGCGUUCCUUUGAAGAAGGAGAACAUGGUUCACGUUGCUGGUCUGGGUGAUAUGAAAAUUGAAGAAUUAAAUUCCCUACCGGAUCCGUGUCCGUUACCGUCAACCGAGAAGAAACGUAAUCUACUAGAAAAGGAGCGACUUCUGUAUGCUCCAAUGUCCGGCGUGGGUGGAAUUGUGUACGACAAGGAUGCAGUCUACAUCGAGUUGCAAGGAUCGCAUAGCCAUAAGAAAGCGGUUGAAAACAGUGAGCAACAAGAGCUGGUCAAAUCGGUUAUUGAAAAGAAGGAAACGUUGGAUAUGCAGAUCGAUAACCAAGAGUUCAGGCUGUUCAGCGAUGGUGAUGUCAUCAAGUCGAGGGAAUUUCAAGUCGAUGAUCAAAACGAAGAUGCUAGCGACAAUGAGGAUGACGACAGUGAACAAGACUCUGGUGUCGAAGAUUCUGAUGCUGAAACUGGCGGUCCUUCUCGAGUGGCAAGAACUGGUUGGACUCCAGACGAUAGUUAUCAAUCGGAGGAUGAAAACGACGAAGAUGAUGAGGAUGACGAUGAAGACGACGAUGCGGAAGAUGAUUUUGUAACAAAAAGGUCCAGUGGAUUCCUUUCGUCGGAUGAGGAAGGUGAAAGUGAGGUGGCGUCAAAUUCAAUGGCAUGGAAAGCAGGGCUGGCAUCCAAAGCUAGAAAUGAUUAUUUGGAGCGACAGGCCACUAGUAAAAAUUUGAUGAAAAUUGUUUAUGGAGUUUUCAGUAAGUUCAAGAAAAAUCAGGAGCAAGAGGAAUUAGAAGAGAACGAUGAUGACGAUCUACUUGGUGGACUGUUUAAGAGUAUGGCGCAGAAACAGGCCGAAAUACUAAAGAAGAAAACCAUUCAAGAUGUGGAUGAGGGCUGCUUCUUCGAAGAAUAUGCCGAUGGAGUUAGGGAUUGGACUGAGGAAGAUAACAAAAAGUUGAUAAGAAACUGCUUCGUAACCGGAAAGUGGAAAGGAUCUGAGGAUGCAGAAGAACUUCUAAAAUUGGAUGAUAUGAGUGACGGAGAUACCGAAGUUUACGGAGACUUUGAAGAUUUGGAAACGGGUGAGAAACAUGUUGGUCAACGUAGUAAAAAUGAAACUGGUGAUGUUGAAGAAAAGACGGCAAACGAGGCGGAAGAUCAAAAUCCUUUGAAAAGGAAAUUAUCGAGAAUUGAAGAAAAGAACAUGUCCAGAACUGAACUGAUGGCUAAAAAGAUGAAACUCAAAGCAAAGUUUGAUUCUGAAUAUGAUAAUCCAGAGAAAGAUGACCAGCAUAUAGAAGGAGAUCAUCAGUAUUAUGAAAAAUUGAAAGCGGAUGCAUUACGACAAUCCGAAUUGAAUAAAAAGGAAUUCUCGAAUCUGGAUGACGAGAUACGAUUGAAUAUUGAAGGAUACAGAGCGGGUCUGUAUGUUAGACUCAACUUCAAGAACGUCCCCAGUGAGUUUGUAGAAUAUUUCGAUGCUCAGUAUCCAGUACUGAUAGGUGGGCUAAACAUGGCUGAGGAAAAUGUGGGUUACGUCACCUGUAAAGUGAAGAAACAUCGAUGGUAUAAGAAAAUCCUGAAAGCGGGGGAUCCAUUGAUAAUCUCACUCGGUUGGCGACGUUUCCAGACUAUACCGAUGUUUGCCAAGGUUGAAGACGACCUUAAACAUCGGUACUUGAAGUACACUCCAAACCAUGUAACCUGUAGCGCAACUUUUUGGGGACCAAUUACUCCCCAAAACACGGGUCUUCUUGCGAUUCAAUCAAUUGCCUACGAUCAGCAAGAAACAAAGAAACUCGGAUUCAGAGUAGCCGCCACCGGGGCAGUUAGCGAAAGCGAUAAGUCUGCCCAAAUAAUGAAAAAGCUUAAACUUAUUGGAACACCAUACAAAAUUUACCAGAAAACAGCGUUUAUUAAAGGAAUGUUCAACUCAACUCUGGAAGUUGCCAAAUUCGAAGGGGCAAAAAUCAAAACCGUAUCCGGAAUCCGGGGUCAAAUUAAGAAGGCAGUUCCACCAGAAGGCAGCUACCGUGCCACAUUCGAAGAUAGGAUAGUGUUAAGUGAUAUAGUCUUUUGCCGUACCUGGUUCAAAGUUAACGUGCCGAACUUUUAUGCACCUGUUACGAAUCUUUUGUUGCCACCGGAGAAGAAGAUCAAAUGGAUUGGCAUGAAAACGUUGUCGCAGUUAAAACGAGAUAAUAAUAUCCAGUUCGAAGCCAAGGAGGAUAGUUCGUACAAGCCAAUCGAGAGAGAAGAAUUGAAGUUCCGCCCGUUGGUAAUUCCCAAGAGUUUGCAGAAGGCACUGCCUUACAAGGAUAAACCUAAACUCGGACCGAUCAAUCCGAAGAAACCAUUGACAAGCGGCCGCGUUGCUGUUGUUUACUCACCUCACGAGCAAAAGGUUUCCAAAAUGAUGAAAAUGAUUAAAACAAAUUUUAAAAAUAAGGAACAGAAACAAAAACAACUAUCCAAACAAAAAUCGCAAAAGUACAAGAAGCAGAAAAUCGACACUGAUUUCAAAAAGCUACAACGCCAGAAGGAACUGAAGAAAAAAGUCUUCAAAGCGAUCAGCAAGAUGGAAGCUAAACAUCAGAAUGGUGCCGCCAAAGGUGAAACCCGAAAUAAGUGACUUACAUGUAAUUUCAAAGUUGCUAUCUAUAAAAGGUUGUUUAUAACUUAAAUACAAAAGUCAUGAAUACAUUUUUCAA
Molecule: messenger RNA, 3669 nt
Organism: Armigeres subalbatus
Lineage: Eukaryota; Metazoa; Arthropoda; Insecta; Diptera; Culicidae
Product: ribosome biogenesis protein BMS1 homolog
Exons: 5
Coding region: 120-3590 (1156 amino acids)
Biological process (GO): endonucleolytic cleavage of tricistronic rRNA transcript (SSU-rRNA, 5.8S rRNA, LSU-rRNA); ribosome biogenesis; maturation of SSU-rRNA from tricistronic rRNA transcript (SSU-rRNA, 5.8S rRNA, LSU-rRNA)
Cellular component (GO): nucleus; 90S preribosome
Molecular function (GO): GTP binding; GTPase activity; U3 snoRNA binding
Source: RefSeq, a predicted model, not a curated record